Molecule: messenger RNA, 1309 nt
Organism: Pocillopora verrucosa
Lineage: Eukaryota; Metazoa; Cnidaria; Anthozoa; Scleractinia; Pocilloporidae
Product: histone deacetylase 8
Biological process (GO): negative regulation of transcription by RNA polymerase II
Cellular component (GO): nucleus
Molecular function (GO): histone deacetylase activity
Source: RefSeq, a predicted model, not a curated record
AUGGCGUUGAGAGAAAAUGGCGGCCAGUCGAUCAAACGGACAACAAAACUUCUAGCGAAGGUUGUGUUAAUUCACUCAGAGGACCUAGUAACCCUCUGUGAUAAACUUCCAAAGGUACCUAAUCGGGCAUCAUUAACUCAUACUUUGAUUAAAGCCUAUGGACUUUUGGAAAACACAAGAGUUGUUAAACCUCGGCAAGCCUCAGCACAUGAGCUUUCAGCAUUUCACUCUUUGGACUAUGUUAAGUGCUUAGAAAAGCUUUCAAGUAACUGCAAUGAUGAGGAAAUGGAAGAAACAGCUGGGGAAUAUGGCUUAGGGUUUGACUGUCCCCUCUUUGAAGAUUUGUUGGAUUGCAUGUCCGUUAUUGCUGGCGGUACACUCACUGCUGCAGAGAUGUUAAUCAAACAGGAAUGCUCCAUAGCAAUCAAUUGGCAAGGAGGCUGGCAUCAUGCCCAAAGGAAUGAAGCAUCUGGAUUCUGCUACAUCAAUGAUGUUGUCUUAGGAAUUUUAAAGUUGAGAGAGAAGUUUGACAGGAUUCUCUAUGUUGACAUUGAUCUUCACCAUGGGGAUGGGGUUGAGGAUGCUUUUUCUUUUACCUCAAAAGUGAUGUCAGUGUCAUUUCAUAAAUUUUCUCCAGGAUUUUUCCCAGGUACAGGUGCAAGUCAAGAUGUGGGUUUAGGCAAAGGAAAGUAUUACACUGUAAAUGUACCCCUGAAGGAUGGAAUUACUGACAAGCCUUUCAUAGAAAUAUUUUCAAGGGUCAUGUCAGAAGUUAAGAAGAGAUUCAAGGCAAGCGCAGUUGUUUGUCAGUGUGGAGUUGAUACACUAGCUGGUGAUCCUAUGGCCUCUUUUAACCUCACUCAAUAUAGCAUUGGAGAAUGCAUCAAAUACUUGAUGGAAUGGAACUUGCCUUUGUUAUUACUGGGAGGAGGUGGGUACAAUGUCAAGAAUUCUGCAAAGUGCUGGACAUAUCUGACUGGCGUGGCUCUCAAUCAACAGUUGUCACUUGAUAUCCCAGAACAUGAGUAUUUCCUGGCCUAUGGACCAGACUACCAACUCCAUAUUCCUGCAGGAAGGAGGAAAGAUAUGAACACCCCAGAAGAUAUCACAAAUCUUCUUAACACUGUAACAGGAAAUCUGCAGAAGAUUAGAUGACGCAUUAAGCAUUUAGAGAGCAUCUUGUGUUUUUUUGUCAUUGGACAAAUUUUAUCAAAUUUUUGAAUAGCAUUCAUUUUGAGAGGAUAUAUUUUAUUACAAUGCUUACCCAGAAUUGAGAAAAUUUGGAAAAAUAGUUUUCACUGCUGAUUGA